Molecule: messenger RNA, 1404 nt
Organism: Diaporthe amygdali
Lineage: Eukaryota; Fungi; Ascomycota; Sordariomycetes; Diaporthales; Diaporthaceae
Exons: 2
Coding region: 1-1404 (467 amino acids)
Molecular function (GO): monoacylglycerol lipase activity
Source: RefSeq, a predicted model, not a curated record
AUGGCCGAUCAUACCGAGUACAGUGGCGGCACAGUCGAGGCCGACCAUCUCUGCGUGCUGGUGCAUGGGCUAUGGGGCAAUCCGAAUCACAUGAAGAGCAUUGCGAAGGCGCUGCGCGCCAAGUACCCUGCCGACAAAGUCAACAUCCUCUGCGCUAAACGCAACAGCGGCUCCUUUACCUACGACGGCGUCGAGCUUGGAGGCGAGCGGCUAUGUCUCGAGAUCGAGGAGGAGCUCCGUGCCAUCGAGCAGCGCGGCGGCAGGAUCGCUAAGCUGAGCGUCGUCGGGUACAGCCUCGGAGGGCUCGUCGCGCGCUAUGCGAUCGGCCUGCUGUUCGCAAAAGGGGUGCUGGACGGGCUGGAGUGCAAGAACUUCACCGCCUUUGCCAGCCCCUUUAUCGGGGUGCGGACACCGUUGCACGGCUGGGCGAACCAGGUGUGGAACACCCUGGGCGCGAGGACACUGUCCAUGUCUGGACGACAGCUGUUCGGAAUCGACAAGUUUCGCGACACCGGCAGGCCCCUGCUCGCGGUGCUGGCCGACACCAACUCCAUCUUCAUCAAGGGUCUGGCCAAGUUCCAACGACGGACACUCUAUGCGAAUAUCACGAACGAUCGAAGCGCGGUGUACUACACAACUUGCAUUGCAAAAACCGACCCCUACACGGAUUUGACGAAAGUGCGGGCAAACUUCGUCCCAGGCUACGAAGAUGUCAUCCUCGACCCAGUAUACCCAGUCGAACAUAUACCACCGCAUAAGUGGAAGAAGGAUACGUUCUCAGAGAAAUUCAACAAGGGCCUAUACCGCAUCCCCUUCAUGAUGGCACUGGUAGUCUUCGUCCCCAUCGGCAUCGUAGCCUUCCUAGUCAACAGCGCGAUCCAGACAGUGCGCAGCUCCAAGCGCAUCGCACUACACGAGAACGGCGAGGCCGGCAUCGACAUCUCCGAAUACCGCGUCCCACUCCUGAUCAACGAGAUCCGCGGGGCGGUCGAAGACGCGUACGAAGGGCUCAACAGCUCCCAGCACCAGGAAUACCUGGGCUCGUCCGACGACUCCGAGAGCGACUCCUCCGAGCCCGACGCCGGUUCCGCCUCCACCCCCUUGCUGAGCGAGGCCGAGCCGUUUGCAGGUCUCGACAAGGCCCGGGCCCGGCGCGCCAGCGAGCGGAACAUCCUGCGCCAUGAGCGCAAGCAGAGCCAGCCCGGGCAGCCCACGCUGGCGCUUGCACCAACCCAGUUCGAGAUGAUCAGGGCCCUGGACAGUGUUGGGUGGCGCAAGUACCCCGUGUGGAUUCACAAGAAUCGGCAUAGCCAUGCGGCUAUUAUUGUCCGCAUAGAGAAGGAAUCACAUGACGAGGGGCACAUUGUCCUGAAGCACUGGUUGAACGAGGAGUUCUUGGUCUAG